This is a messenger RNA of Cylicocyclus nassatus, 711 nucleotides long. The record is from the annotation of a GenBank genome assembly. NCBI's taxonomy places the organism in Eukaryota, Metazoa, Nematoda, Chromadorea, Rhabditida, Strongylidae.
CUUCAAUACAAAAUGGGCCCUAUUCCCGAAACCAACAAAGGAGACGUUGCAGGAGCCUCGACGCCUGGUUUUAAUAGAGAAGAAGGGGACGCUUCUGCAGAACAGAACAGAAAGGUUGCCAGUGGAGAAAGUCAUCCACAGAUUACCCCGAAUAAAAGUGCCGAAUCCUCAUUCGCAUUAGAGGGACUAGGAUCUAAACCUUCAACGGAAUCUACAGAAAAACCAAAACAAAGUUCAACCACUUCUAAAGAAAAAGAAUCGUUUAAUCCUGAUCUAGACCACACUCAAGAUGAUCAGGAAGUGGAGAAGAGAUCUGAGAAUAUCGUAGCUGGACUGUGCAAAACUGAUAUUUAUCUAGAAGGGCUCUCAAUUAUGCUUAUCGGUUUAGCAUUAUUCAGCUUUCUUCACAAGCCUGUGGUUGCAAUCAUGAAACUCGUUUUUUCUGUAAUCUUGUCCAUCAGUAUAGCAUUUGCUACAAGAAUGAAAAAAGCACGAGCAAUGGCUGCUGCGGAAGCAUUUAUGGGUCUCGCAGCUAUUUCUGAUGUUGCCGACAUACUUAUGGCUAUAGAUGGAAAUUCGUCAUAUGGGAAUUCCUUUUUGAUCGUGUUUACAUCGUUAAUUCGCAUUGCAUAUAUGGUUCAUAUGUUCAUGGUUGUAAGACGAAUGGAAAUGAUAUACAAGGAAAAACAACUCUUGCCCAUUGAUCUCUAG